Closterium sp. Yama58-4 is the source of this 8280-nucleotide messenger RNA. NCBI's taxonomy places the organism in Eukaryota, Viridiplantae, Streptophyta, Zygnematophyceae, Desmidiales, Closteriaceae. The record is from the annotation of a GenBank genome assembly.
AUGGACAUUUCAUGCGAAUCCAGUCGGCGCGGAGAGUUGAGCAAUAACGGUGAUGCCGAUAGUAACGAAAGUAGCAGGGAGACAGCCCGCGAGAUUGCCAAUACCAGAGCGACUCACGCGAAGUUCGCAGCACCACCAGCAGAAGCGACUGAUGCGAAGGCAGCAGCAGGAAUCGGUUAUACAGCCACAUCACCGCGGCUUGGGAAUAGCGCCACGUCAGCAAGCAGCAACGGUGCCGGUGCACCCAAAUCACGGCAGGGAGCAGAUUCGGAACCAGUGAAGGGAACAGAAUCAGUUCAUGGAGCGGAAGCAGUAAACGGACCGGAAGCAGGAAAGGGGGCGGAAUCAAAGAAGGAAGCGGAAUCAGAAAAGGGAAGGGAAUCAGGGAAGGUACCUGAAAGCACUUCCUCAGUGGGAUUCGACAGCGCCACGGGCGUGUGGCUGCUGACGUCAGAGGGCGAGACGCUUCAGAUGGACAGACGCGUCGCCGCUUUCAUCCCCUUCCUCUGGCAGGCCAUGGCUCAAAAGUCAUCCCAAGCCAUGGCUCGAGUCAAAACGGACAAGUCAUCUCAUUCUGACGAGGCUGCUGGUGCUGCCGCUGCUGGCGCGGUGGUUGCUGAUGAUAGUGCUGGUGCUGCUGCGUCUGGUAGUGGUGCUGCUGGCGCUACCGGUGCUGCUGCUACCGCUGAUAUUGCUGGUGUGGGUGCUGCUGGCAGUGGGGGGGGAUCACAGGAGUCAUCGCCUAUUCUUCUCCCGAAGCAGGUGUCAGCAGCGGUGCUGCAGCUGGUGGUGGAGUACUGCCGCUACCACAGCGUGCCAGGGCGGUCCGAUAAGGAGAGGAGGCUAUUUGAUGAGAAGUUUGUUCGUGUGGACCCGAGGAGGCUGUGCGAGCUGACGUCAGCAGCGGAUGUGCUUCAAAUGAAGCCUCUGGUGGACCUCACGAGCAGAGCGCUGGCACGGCUGAUAGAGGGCAAGUCGCCCGAGGAGAUCCGAGAGACGUUUCACCUUCCAGACGACUUGACGGAGGUAGGUGGUGUGGGGAAGAAGGGUUGGUGUGUGGUAUCUGGGGAGAUAAACCUCACGAGCAGAGCGCUGGUGCAGUUGAUAGAGGGCAAGUCGCCCGAGGAGAUCAGAGAGACGUUUCAUCUGCCAGAUGAUUUGACAGAGGAGGAGAAGCUGGAGCCGGUAAGGAGCGGCACGGACGACCCUCGCAUUCGCCUGCUGAACCGGCUGUACGCAAAGAAGAGGAAGGAUCUCAUAAGGAAGAAGGAGCACACACAAUCGGGCACUCACGCUCAAGAGGACGAGAACGAGGAAGACUGGAGAGAAAAGGCUCGAGGCAGAGAGAGGGGAAGCAGAGAGAAGGAGACAGGGAGGUGUGGGGAGUUGGAGAGGGAGAGGAAGCACAGGGAUAGUGGAGGUGCGCGGGAGGCGAUACACAAGCACAAGGAGCGAUUGGUGGAUGAGAGAUCGGUGGAUGACCUGUUGUCCUUCAUUGAUGGGGGAGGGAGCAGCGGCAAAGGCAAGUCCGGGAGAAAGAAGAAGAGCCGGAAGAAGACGGACAAAACGAAGUCCCCUCGUCUUCCAGAUUCAGACAAAAUCUGCCAUCCAGCAUCGGGAGGCAGUGCCAGUCAAGACAAAAGCUCAGGAGGGAUGGAGAGUGGGGAGGGUGAAGAGGGAUUGGAAGGAGAAGUGGAGGAAGAGGGAGUGGAGGGAGGGGAGGGAGAAGGCGGUAAGGAGGGAGGGGCUGCGGUUGUGGUUGAUAAGGUGAUGGAUGGUGGUGGUGGGAGUUUGCUCAAGGCUGACAGACGUGGUGGUGCUGCUGAUGCUGUUGGUGAUGUUGGUGGUGCAAUUGGUGCCGCUGGUGCUACUGGUGCAGGUGAUACUGGUGGUGGCGCUACUGGUGCAGGUGAUACUGGUGGUGGUGCUACUGGUGCAGGUGAUACUGGUGGUGGUGCUACUGGUGCAGGUGAUACUGGUGGUGGUGCUACUGGUGCAGGUGAUACUGGUGGUGGUGCUACUGGUGCAGGUGAUACUGGUGGUGAUAAGCGUACAGAUGUGCAUGCUGCAGUGCCUGCAGCGCAGCUGAGCAUAGCAGGGUCUGGCCGGAUGAAUGGCGACCCAGAAGCAGAGACAGCAGCAGCAGCAGCAGCAGCAGCAGCAGCAGCAGCAGCAGCAGCAGCAGCAGCAGCAGCAGCAGCAGCAGCAGCAGCAGCAGCAGCAGCAGGGGAGAGAGCAGCAGGAGAGGCAGCGAUAGGUGGCGGAUUGUUUGGUGGAGCGAAUGUGAUUGGGCAGCUCCCGCAGCCUCGGCGGUCAGCUUCGGCAGCGUCGGACCUGGAGGUAGCUUCGGAUGUCCGGCCAGGUUCGGUGAACCUGGCACAUCACCUGAGGUCGGGGGGGUUCCUCAGCUUCUCGUUGUCGCAGCCGGUGUUACCAGGUUACAGGGUUUCGUCUCCUGCUGCUCCUGGUGUUCCUGCUUUUUCUGCUGAGGUUCGUCCUUCUGCUGGACCUGCCGGUCCCGCUCCUGCCAGUCCCGCUCCUGCCGGUCCUGCUGGUGCUGCUAAUGAAGCUCAUACUGUCCUUACUCCAUUGGAUCGGGCAAUUAUGGCUGCUGGAUGGCGUCGAUUCCAGUUCUUCGAGGACCGCUCGCCCGUCGGGCCGCUAGCCGACGUGCUCGCGGAGGGCGUGCGGUGCGGCGCGGGUGGCCGAGGCCGACUAGCCGUUGGCACAGAGAGCGGCUCGGUGCUGUUGCUAGAUCGGUCGCUGCAGGUUCGACGAAGCUUCGUGGCUCAUGAAGGCCCAGUGGCGUUUCUACACCUGUUCAAACAACGCAGUUGUCUGUUGACCGUGGGCAAGGAGGCAAGGGGAGCAGCAGUGAAGCUGUGGGACCUGGACAAGGCUGCUGCUUCAGGUGCUUCAGGUGCAGCAGCAGCGGAGGGAGGUGCACUGGCGCUUCUAAAGACCUAUAACAUCUUCUCAGACGCCUUUCCUGCUGCACAGAUCACAGCCUGUGCCAUCCGCGAGGCGCCACAGUUAGGCUACCUCCUGGCCGUUGGAUUGGCCACAGGAGCCGUUGAUGACCUGGUGGUGGCGCGUCCAGAGGCGUUCUACUGGUUCAACGAGGAUGGCCCGGGGGCGUGCUUUGGGCUGGACGGCCCCAAGCACCGCCUCGCCUGCCUGCGAGGCUACCUGCUCUGCCUGCACUCGCCGCCCUCCCCUGCUCCCACCGCUGCUGCCUCUGCUGCUGCUGGCCCGGCAACAACCGGUAGUGGUGGCGGCAGCGGUGGCAGCGGCGGUGGUGGUGGCGGCAGUGGGGAGUCUCGAAAGCAGCAGCAGCAGCAGCAGCAGCAGCAGCAGCAGCAGCAGCAGCAACACCAUCAGAAAAUGGUGCUGUCAGUGUAUGACACACGCAACAAGCUGGUGGUGCAUUCUGCGCCGCUCACUCCCGCCGCCUCUCUCCUCGCACCCCUGCUGCUGCUGUGCGAAGGGGGAGCUGUGGUGCUGCUCUCCCUGCACCGGCGAGGAGAUGGGGGAGCAGGAGGAGAUGCAGGAGGGGUCUCAGCAGCAGGGGUUUCAGGAGGAGGGGCUUCAGCAGGGGGAGGAGGCGGCGGAGGCGUAACGGGUGGAGGGGCAGGAGGAGCAGCAGGAGGAGUGGGUGCAGGGCGUGUGGAGGCGAGGGGGCUGCUGCUGGUGGAGAGGGACAUGGCGUGGAAGCUGGAGGCCCUUUUUCGAAAGGGCUUGUAUUUGAGUGCACUGGACCUCGUGGUGUCUCAGGGAGGCGAUGCUGCUGCGACUGCUGAAGUGCUCAGAAGAUACGGGGAUCAUUUGUAUGCCAAGCAGGACUACGAGGAAGCAAUGGGGCAGUAUGAGCGCACGAUCGGGCAGGUGGAGCCGUCGUACGUGAUUCAGCGCUACCUGCACGCCCAGCGGCUGAGCCUGCUGGCCCGGUACUUGGAGCGGCUGCACGAUAAGGGCGUGGCUACGCCGGAUCACACCACUCUGCUUAUCAACUGCUUCUCACGCCUCAAGGAUGUUGCUAAACUGGAUGCUUUUGUCCGGGCCGGCUUCGAUUCCCCAUCCUCCAUCGAACCACCAACCACAGCCACACCCAAGCCUUCAUCUGCCCCCUCCUCUUCCUCCGCUCUCCCUCACUCCCUCACCCUCUCACUCCCUCACACCUCCUCCUCUCCCUCUCUCCCGUACGAUGCCGACACAGUGAUCCAAGUCUGCUGCUCCGCAGGGUAUUACAACCAAGCUCUUUUCGUCGCUCAGCGCGCCGCUAAACAUUCCGCUUACUUAAAAAUCCUCGUGGAGGAUCUACACCGCUACGCCGACGCCCUUGCCUUCAUUUCUGCCCUCGCCGACCGGGCGAAGAUUGUUUCGGCUGCCCGGGAAUACGGGCCGGUGCUGGCGGCUCACCUGCCCGAGGAAACUAUUUCUCUGUUCUUGGAGCUCUGCACGGGAUUCGGUAGCAGCAGAGAUGGAGGGGGGAUGGGAGCCGGGGCUGUCUCAACAGGUGGGGAAGGAUCAGGGGGAACUGGAGCAGGCCCCUCCAGUGCAGAGGGCAAUGAUCGGGCGGCUUGUUUGGCAAAGGCGGGUGCAUUGCUGCGAGCCUAUUGGCAGCAGCAGUCGGCUCCUCGUUACGACGCUGACCUGGCACUGCUGACGUGUCAGGUGCAUGGCUUCAGAGACGGGUUACUAUUUCUGUAUGAACGAAUGCGGCUGUUUAAAGAGGCCCUGGCGAUGCACAUGAGGGAGGGCGACAGCAAGGGGCUGAUUGCUGCCUGCAAGCGGCUGGGGGAUGCAGGGAGAGGGGGGGACCCCAGUGUGUGGGCGGACGUUGUGAGGUACCUGGGGGAACGGGGGGAGGCAUGCGGGGAGGAGGUGGCGGAGGUGUUGAGUGCGGUGGAGAGUGGUAACCUGCUGCCGCCGCUGCUGGUGUUGCAGACUCUCUCGCACAACCCACACAUCACGGUGGGGGAGGUGCGGGACUAUGUGUCCCGGCACUUGCAGCAGGAGACAGCAGUCAUUGAGGAGGACCGGCGAGCGAUUGAGAAAUACCAGCACGAGACGGACAAGUAUAGAGAAGAGCUGCACAAGCUUCUGACCGAACCACUCGUGUUCCAGUCAUCCCGCUGUGCCGAGUGCAACUCGCCGCUCGAUAUCCCCGCCGUCCACUUCUUUUGUCUGCAUGCGUUCCACCUGCGCUGCCUCGCCGACCCAACCACGGCUGUAGCAGCCGCUACAGCUGCCGCUGCCGCCUCCCUUGCAGGUGACAUGGGGGGGGUGAUUGGGGGUGGAGGGGUGAUGGGAGGAGGUGUGGGAGGGGGUGGGUAUGGCGGGGCAAGAGCAGGGGGCUUCAAGCAAAACCUCCCAACAGCCUUCCAAGGAUCUUCUGGCGGUAUGGAUAACACUCGCACCCUGCUCCUGCGGCGUCAAUCUACCCCGCACGCUUUCGUCCAUUCCGGCACUUCCUUGAUUCCGUCUUCCGAGAAACGCGCGUCUCAGCACCACCGAUCAUCGGCGAAUUCGCAGCGGAGCCUGCGCCUUGUCCAAUCCUCCGGAGUUGCGGCUUUCCCCCGAUCUGUGUCCUCUCCCGCCGUUGCUCCGCUCCGGCGAUCUCUGUCUUCCCCCGCACCCGACGCCAUGACUUCCGCGGCCUGCGGGUUCUCCUCCGGAGUCUCCGCAGCCUCUGGAGUCCUGGGACUUUCGCCCCUUUCGCCGUUAGAUCGCUGCGCGGCUCGCAAUAAGAACGAUACCGUUCUCAACAGCUUUCGGAGGCGUAGCCAAGUCAGAGUCAACCCGGUCCUCGCGGAAAAGCGGAGGAGCGUUACGGCGUCGGUCAAGCGAUCCACCACAGCGGCUGCAUCCCAGCGUGAUGCGUCUUUUGCGGAGCUUAUUGACUGUAGCCGAGUCGUAACCCCUUCGUCCAGCGCGCUAGAUUCGGCUAGCGCUCCCCCUCCGGCCGUUUCUCCUCCUCGCACCGAAGCCGUCGCGAAGCUUCCGUCGCCUAAGAUGGACCGUCGCACGCUUCUGGGACUCGGUCUUGCGACGCUCGCUGCGACGGGAGCCGCGGAGUUAGGAUUAGUCGACGCGGCCUUGGCUAAGACCGUAGAGCCUCCUAAGAAGCAGCCGAUGUGGUUCUUAGGCGACGCGGCAGGGGGUGUGGACGGGGAAGGGGGGUUACUGGGUAAGAACCCAGCGGGAGCGAGUAAAUCGCGCGUGUAUGACGCUACAACGGUUGGCGAGCCGGCUCUCGUCGGGGAUAAGACGAAGGCGUGGGAGAGGUUGCUGGCGGCGAAGGUGGUUUACCUGGGCGAAGCGGAGGUUGUUCGCGAUCCCACGGAUAAGGUCGUGGCACUCGAGAUUUUGCGCAAGCUGCGCGACGAGUCGUUCGCCGCGGGUCGCCCAGUCACUCUCGCGCUCUCCGCUUUCCCGCGCUCCAUGCAACCGCUGCUCGACAAGUUCAUCGGAGGAAGGCUUCCCGAGGAUGAGCUCCAGGUGGCAGUCAACUACUGGCCCAAGGGCCGCUUCCAGGAAAUGUUACCACUCCUUCGCUACUGUCGCGAAGCAGGAAUUCGCCUGUUCGCGUGCGGCGUGCCCCCCAAGGUGCUUCGCACAGUGCAAGCCGGUGGCAUUCAAGCUCUCUCCCCGUCGGACCGCAAAAAGUACGCGCCGCCUCUUGGAGGCGGUUCGGCCGCCUUCCUGCGGCCCGACAGCACCUCUGCCGUCCCCUCGUACGGCACCGCCCCGACCGGCGGCUCGUCGGCACUAGCAGGCGGCGGCAUCAGCAGCAUCAGCGGCGGCAACGGCGGGCUGCUGGGAAUCGAACCCAUCGCGAACGCCGCCGAGCCUCUUGUCUCCCGAACCUCCUCCCGAGCCUCGUUCCCGUUCGGCCCGGGCCCGUACUGGUUCGCGCAGGCGCGUGUGGUAGAAGAUCACGCUAUGGCUGGCGCGAUUUCGCAAGCCAUGUCAGAAGGCGGGAAGAUCGGGCUUCUUGUCGUUCUCACCGGCGCGUCGCACGUGCGAUUCGGAGUUAACGGUCGCGGCGUGCCGUCGCGCGUCGCGGAUUGGCUGCGCGCGUCGCCGGCGUCGCAGGCCGUCGUGCUGCUGAACCCGGAGCGGCAGCGCGCGCGGCUCGAGUCGGAUUUCCCCGAGGCGGAUUUCUUCUGGUACUCGGGCAGCUGGGCGUGCACGCGCAACUGCUUCGACCGCGCGGAGAUCGCGCGCGUGAUGGGCGCGGCUGGGCGCACCCCCGACGCGCUUCCGCGCGACCUGCAAGUCGGGAUCGAGCGCGGAUUAAUCUCCCCCGACACGCUCCAGUCGUUCUUCGAGCUCGAGAACAACCCGCUAGUCGCGGAAGCGACGAAGCGCUUCCAGGGAUUGCGAGAACGGUUUUACGCGGAUCCGCGAUUCCUGCAGCGGCUGUGCACGGAGGAGGCGAUUAGCAUUGCCACGUCACUCGCCGCCCAGUUUCAGAAGCGCGGAGAUCGGUUCUGGUCGGAGCUCGAAUAUGUUUCAGCGGAUAUUCUUAGGGGAACGGUGGUGAACUUUUUUUCUGUUUGGCUGCCCGCGCCGCGCCUCUCCUUCAGGGAUGCAGCUGGGCCAGCUGCGCAGGCGGCCGGGGGGGCAGCUGGGGAAAAGCUUUUUGGCGGGCUGACCGCGUGGAUUUCCACGCUGCCCCACAAUGCGUUCCAGAUGGCCGGGCCGGGGCAGAAUUUCGGCCUUGCGGAGCGAAUCGGAACGGUUGUGGUGGCGGGAACGAAACUCUUUUCGGUCGGGUUCGUUUCGAGUUUGGCGACGCUGUCGUUGACGAAUUUCCUGGCGGACAUGAAAAACAAGCUGCCCGCGAAAACAACCGAGCACGCAGCCAACGGGCAGGUUUCCACAGAAGCAGAAACUGGAGUGGCAGGGGCGGUGGGAGGGGCAGUGGCAGGUUCGGGAACUGCAGCAGCAGCAACUGCCGGGGAAACAGCCGCCAAUGGCAGCGGAUCUACAGUGGCGAGAUCUCCUGUGUUCAAAACAGCAUUGGUGUACGGCGCGUUCCUGUCCACGUCAGCGAAUCUGCGGUACCAGGCGAUUGCGGGGAUUGUGGAGCACUGGAUCGCCGACUACUACCUGGCGUCCAAUCCCGUCGCAGGGACGGCUGUGUCGUUUCUAGCGCGCACUGCGAAUUCCUACUGGGGCACCUCGCAAUGGGUGGAUCUCGCUCGCUUCACAGGCCUGCAGCAGUCCCCCAAGCCAGCAGCUGAUGCUACUGCCGCAGCUUUGCCGAAAUAA